This is a messenger RNA of Papaver somniferum (opium poppy), 1308 nucleotides long. RefSeq names its product peroxidase 60-like. Lineage: Eukaryota; Viridiplantae; Streptophyta; Magnoliopsida; Ranunculales; Papaveraceae. The coding region runs from base 48 to 1133 and encodes 361 amino acids. Gene Ontology annotation, molecular function: heme binding; peroxidase activity. The transcript has 4 exons. Gene Ontology annotation, biological process: hydrogen peroxide catabolic process; response to oxidative stress. The record is from RefSeq and is a predicted model, not a curated record.
UAAGAUCCAAACAAGCAAAUCUCUCAUUUCAAUCCUUCGAAAGAAAGAUGAAGGGUCUUGGAGGAGUAGUCCUUAUGUUCAUGUUGCUCAACUUAACAAUUAGUUGUUAUGGUCAGUUGCGACCAGGGUUUUACCUUGGAAAAUGUAAGCGAGGAAACGAAUUCUUUAACGUUGAGGCUAUCAUCAGAGGCGUUGUAGAAGCCGAAUUUAGGGAGUCGCGUGACGGCCCUAAAAUGGCUGCUGCACUCCUUCGCUUGCAGUUUCACGAUUGUUUCGUAACAGGAUGUGAUGCAUCGCUGCUCCUAGAUGGCCCUGACAGUGAGAAAAAGGCAGAUGCCAACGGUAGCGUGAGAGGUUACGAUGUUAUCGACAAAGUAAAAGCUGCCCUUGAGAUUGCUUGCCCUGGAGUCGUCUCAUGUUCCGAUAUCAUCGCCGUAGCUACCAGAGAUGCCGUCAAAUUGUCUAAAGGACUGAGCUACAGAGUGGAGACGGGAAGAAGGGAUACUGUCUUCGUUUCUAAAAAGGGAGAUGUGAAUCUUCCAAGCCCUUCAAUUACCGUCAAGGAUUCUGUUAAAUUAUUCGAAUCAAAAGGAAUUAACAAGGCUGACAUGGUUUUGCUCCUUGCUGCUCAUACGGUCGGAAUCACACAUUGUGCCCAAGUCCACGGCAGACUCUACAAUUUCAGAAACAAAGGCAAAAGAGACCCAACCAUGGGUGAUGACCUCUUCAACUCAUGGUCGAAGACAUGUCCCCGAAACGGUGGUCCUAAUAAGGAAAUAGCACUAGACCAGACACCUAACAGUAUCAAUGUCGUGGAUACCGGUUACCUCAAACAAAUCAAAGUACAAAGAGGAGUUCUUGAAAUCGAUCAAGGACUAGGGUUAGCCCCAGAGACUGCUGAGAUCGUCCGAUCUUACGCCGACGGUCCCUUGAGCAAAUUCUUUCUGUCCCAUUUUGGUGAAGCUAUGAUCAAAUUGGGUCGUGUUGGUGUUCUAACUGGCAAGAAUGGAGAGGUUAGAAGAUUUUGUAAUGCUGUGAAUAAUCCUAAACCAGUUCAACCUACACCAGUUCAACCAAAACCAGAUGGACCUACACCAAAACCAGCCGGCGGCUUAACCAGUCUCGGAUUAUAGAGAUCAUGAACGGUUCAUUCCACAUUUCUGCUGAUUUGAGUUUUUCAUUUUUCUUCAAGCCUUUUGUGAAUUUGAAAUUUGUGUAAUUAGGUUUUGACGCCUUAAAGGAAUGUAUUUUGAGAAUUUGAAAUUUGUAUCAUUUGAUUUUGAUGAAUGUGUUAUUUUAUUUGUUUUU